Messenger RNA from Ogataea haglerorum, 990 nucleotides. RefSeq lists its product as uncharacterized. Gene Ontology annotation, cellular component: cytoplasm; nucleus. The transcript has a single exon. Bases 1 to 990 code for a protein of 329 amino acids. The record is from RefSeq and is a predicted model, not a curated record. NCBI's taxonomy places the organism in Eukaryota, Fungi, Ascomycota, Pichiomycetes, Pichiales, Pichiaceae.
AUGUCCAAGAAGCAGAAGCUGAGCCCGAUGAAGAUUUGCACCCACUCAGGAACGUUCCACGCUGACGAGUCGCUCGCCGUGUACAUGCUGCGCACUUUGAGGCAGUUCAAAGACUCCGAGCUUGUGCGAUCGAGAAAACAAGAGGACUGGGACACCAGUGACAUCGUUGUCGACGUGAGCGGCCAGUACGACGGCAAGAAGUACUUCGACCACCACCAGCGGGAAUUCAACGAUGUGUUUGCGCCCGGGUUCCGGACCAAGCUGUCUUCUGCGGGUCUUAUUUACAAGCAUUUUGGAAAACAGAUCAUUAGAGAGAAUUUGGAGCUCGAGCAGGAAAAGGACAUCGAUUUUCUGUACGACCGGGUGUACAGAGACUUCAUCGAGGCUGUGGACGCCAACGACAACGGAAUCAACAAGUACGAGAACCAGGACGAGCUGAAGCCGCUCUUCAAGGACAGAAACUUCCAGCUAUCCUCCGUCGUGGCGAAUCUGAACCCGUCGUGGAACACGGACCCCACCGACGCAGAUUACGACAAAGCUUUUGAGAAGGCCAGCGAGAUCAUGGGCUUUGCGUUCAUGAACUACCUGGAGUACAUGGGCAAGUCGUUUAUGCCGGCCAAGCAGUACGUGGAAAAAGCGAUUGGCAGCCGGUUCGAGGCCGAUCCUAGCGGCAAGAUCAUCAUUAUGGACCGUUUCGUGCCGUGGAAAGAGCAUCUGUACAACGUCGAGAGGGAGCUGGGCAUCGAGGGCGAGAUCCUGUACGUUUUGUUUGCAGACACGUCCGGUGCCUGGAGGAUUGCGUGCGUGCCGGUGAGUGCGUCGUCGUUCGACUCGCGCAAGAAGCUGCCGGAGCCGUGGCGCGGCGUGCGGGACGACGCCCUUAGCGAGCUGACGGGCGUCCCGGGCUGCAUCUUUGUGCACGCGGCGGGCUUUAUUGGCGGAGCCAAGUCCAAGGACGCGGUGCUGCAGCUGGCCCAGAAGGCCAUCUAA